AUGUCUAAGAUUGCUGCCAUGAGUUCCACUUGUUCAAUCACAGGUAAUAAAAGUGAAUCCUCAUAUAGAAUUUAUGCUCGUCCAUCCACUCAACAAAAAGAUGCAGCAGCAUUGUCUUUAUUAAUUGUAAGAAUUUACAAAGGUUUAAAACAAUUAGACCCAUUUCACAGAAGAUUCUCUUUGGAAGAUAAAUCAAUUCAAUAUCCAUAUGCUGUUGAAGAAAGGGUACCAAAUUGGAUGUUAUAUAUAAUUACAUCAAUUCUUCCAUUAAUUACGAUGAUCAUAAUAUCACUUGGACUCAAAAGAAGCAUGCACGAUUGUCAUCAUGCAAUUCUUGGAUUCAUUUUAGGAUAUUCAUCGACUUUGGUAGUGACUCAAUUAUUCAAGAUUACUGUAGGUCGUCCCCGACCAGACUUUAUUGAUCGAUGUCAACCAGUUAAUGGAUCGACGGAUGCCACAGUUUAUGGUCUUAGUACUUCAGAUAUUUGUACACAAACUUCUCAAUCUAUAUUGGAAGGUGGAUUUGAAAGUUUUUUUUCUGGUCACGCCUCAACCAGUUUUGCAGGAAUGGGUUACCUAUCAUUAUAUUUUGCUGGCAAAUUGCAUGUAUUUGAUAGAAAAGGUUACACAUAUAAAGCAUUCAUAGUAGCUAGUCCUUUAGUUGUUGCUACUCUUAUUUCUAUAUCUCGAACAAUGGAUUAUCGUCAUCAUUGGCAAGAUGUUAUCGUUGGAAGUUUGGUUGGUUUCUCAUUUGCUUUCUUUUCAUAUAACCAAUAUUUCCCUCCUUUACAUUCACAUGUUUGCCAUCAACCUUUCGCGGUAAGACUUAAAGAACCCGAACCAGAACAUACUGCUGAUUUUUCAUUUCAUGAUGGGUCAACAUUUAAAGUUAGUGUGACUCGUAAGGAUGGUGAAAUCGUACAUAAAUCUGAUUAUGCAACAACUCCUGAAGAAUUAAAUCAAGUCUGA
Messenger RNA from Diversispora eburnea, 969 nucleotides. The record is from the annotation of a GenBank genome assembly. NCBI's taxonomy places the organism in Eukaryota, Fungi, Glomeromycota, Glomeromycetes, Diversisporales, Diversisporaceae.